Pelagomonas calceolata is the source of this 16894-nucleotide messenger RNA. Lineage: Eukaryota; Pelagophyceae; Pelagomonadales; Pelagomonadaceae. The record is from the annotation of a GenBank genome assembly.
AUGCUGGUCCUGGGAAGCGGCAAUGCCGGAGCGACCGGAAGUAGCGGCCGACUCGUGUUCAGCUCGGGAACGGCCGCCGGAGGAAACAGCGGCGAGGUGCUCGUCGGAUCUGGCUCGACGACAGGAGGUUGCGGAGGCGGCGUUCGCGCGAGUGUGGGCUGCAGUCAUAAUGGUAUUGCGAACUCGCUUCAUUUCUUUUCAGGGUUGUCUAUUGACUCGGGAGGUCACAUCUCUAUUUCAUCUGGUGAAGGCUCACUACAAAGCAGUGGUUAUCUUGUUCUAGCCAGCUCAAACGCUAAGACAAGUACAGGUUCCAUUUUGUUUAGUACUGGAUCCUGUCGAAACGGUAACAGUGGCCUUGUUGCGUGUUCCUCUGGGAGUGUGGAGAAUGGCCAAGGUGGCAUAGUGUCCGUUAAUAUAGGCAAAAGCAUGAGUGGCAAAUCGAAUAGUUUAGAGAUGUGUGCUGGUUUGAGUCAAUUACAGAGCGGUGGCGACCUGUCAAUCUCAAGUAGAUUUGGAGCAACGAGCAGUAGUGGCAGCAUUUUUGUGUCGACAACAAAUGGGGGGGUUGGGGGUAUCAGUGGUCGGCUUGCAUAUAGCUCAGGUUCAGCGGGGCUCGGAAACACGGGGGCAGUUGAAAUUGGAUCCGGGGCUGCGACCGAGGGGCGUGGCAAUAAUGUUUUCAUCAGCGUCGGAACUGGCACCAGCGCGCUAGGGGGAGGCAUCCUUGCUCUCCCUGGUCGUGCCGUCGCAUUAAGCGGUGGGUUGCUCAGUGUAAGUGCAGGAGAAGGCACCGUAACAAGCAGUGGAUCUAUCACAGUCAAGGUCACAAACGGCGGUGUUGGCGGCAGCAGCGGGAGGCUUACUUUCAGUACUGGUUCUAGUAUGGCAGGGAACUCUGGAUGGCUCACACUUGGUACCGGAACAGCGUCUGGUGGUCAUGGGGGAACAAUGGGUAUAGAAGCUGGGAGCGGCUCUAGUGGUUCAGCAGCUCACAUUCGCAUUGACUCGGGUCAAAGCGCCGUUAGUAGUGGAGGUUUUACCAACAUAGCUUCAGGGGAAGGCAGUUCGGUGAGCAGUGGUGCCGUUACUGUCAAGGGCUGUAACUCUGGCGUGCAGGGUUCGAGUGGUAGGCUGACGUUCAGCUCGGGAUCUUCUCAAUCAGGCAACAUUGGAGCAGUACUCAUAUCUGCAGGAGCUGCGUCAAGUGGGCAAGCUGGACUAGUAUGUAUCAGUGCGGGUAGCAGUAGUGAUACUGAAAGUGGUUCGUCCGUCCAUUUGUGCACUGGACGCGGCAUCUUGACAUCAGGGGGCGCGCUUUUCCUAGAGGGAAGCGAGGGCACCUGUUCAAGCAGCGGGUAUCUCAGUCUCGGGUCGACAAACAGCGGAGCGAGUGGGUCGGGCGGCCGGUUGGCAUUUAGCUCCGGGUCGUCCAAGGACGGGAACAGUGGAGCGGUUGCCCUCGGCUCUGGACCGAGCGUUGGAGGGCGGGCCGGAGUAGCGCGCGUCUCCGUCGGUAGUGGAACGAGCGGUUUGGGUGGCUCGACGUCGCUGGGCGCGGGGAGAAGCACCGGGACGACGGGCGGCGGCGUCUGCGUCGAGACGGGCGAAGGGACGGCCACAAGCGGCGGCGCGGUGUACGUUCGCACGGCGAACGGCGGCGGCGGCGGAGCGAGCAGCCAGCUGGUGUUCAGCUCAGGCUCGUCCAAGGAAGGCAACAGCGGCGCGCUGCUCGUCGGGUCUGGCGCGGCCUCGUCGGGGCGAGGCGGCGCGACUCGGCUGGGCGCGGGCAGCGGGACGAGCGGGUCUGGAGGUGGCUUGAGCCUGGAGUCCGGUCGAAGCUCGACGCUCACGGGCGGUACCCUCCGCGCGGGCUCCGGGGAGGGGACGACGGGCAGCGGCGGGGCGCUGCGUAUCGGCACGUCUAACGCUGGCGCGGGCGCCGCGAGCGGGCGACUAGUGUUCAGCGCCGGAGCGUCGACCUCUGGCAACAGCGGGAGCGUCCGGGUCGGGUCCGGCGCGGCGACCGGCGGCCGGGGCGGACGCGCGAGCGCGAGCGUCGGCAGCGGGACGAGUGGGCUUGGGGGCGCGUUGAGCCUGUUGUCUGGACGCAGCGACGUUGCGUCGGGUGGAGUCCUGAGUGCGACGAGCGGAGCGAGCGCGUCGGCGAGCUCUGGGAUCGCAAUCAUCUCGGCGGCCAACGCUGGCGCCGGGGGGUCGAGUGGGCGGCUGUGCUUUAGCUCCGGGUCGAGCAAGGCAGGAAACAGCGGGCGGCUGUGCGUCGGGCCGGGACCGGCGACGGUGGGCCGCGGGGGCGCGGCAAGCGUGAGCGCGGGAAGUGGGACGAGCGCGUCGGGCGGUGGCCUGACGUUUGCGGCCGGGCGCAGCAUCGCGUCGAGCGGAGGGCGCGUGCUGACCGUCGGGGGCGAAGGAACCGCAGCAAGCAGUGGCCUGGUGCGCAUCACGUCGGCAAACGGUGGAACCGCGGGCGCCAGCGGUCGGCUCGCGUUCAGCUCGGGGCGCGCGGCGGCCGGGAACGGAGGGGCGGCGAGCCUGGGGUCCGGCACGUCGACGGCAGGUCGCGCCGGCGUCGUGGCCGUGAGCGCGGGCGGCGGGACGAGCGGGUCUGGGGGAUCGGCGAUCGCGGCGGCGGGUCGGAGCGCGGCGGUCAGCGGUGGGGCUUUCAGCGUCGACAGCGGGGACGGAACCGCAUCGAGUAGCGGCAUGCUGGUCCUGGGAAGCGGCAAUGCCGGAGCGACCGGAAGUAGCGGCCGACUCGUGUUCAGCUCGGGAACGGCCGCCGGAGGAAACAGCGGCGAGGUGCUCGUCGGAUCUGGCUCGACGACAGGAGGUUGCGGAGGCGGCGUUCGCGCGAGUGUGGGCUGCAGCGCGAGCGGAGGAGGAGGGCCGCUCGGCUGGACGUCGGGUCGAAGCGGAGGCUCGAGCGGCGGAUGGCUGACGGUCGGCGGCGGCGGCGGCGCGUCGACGAGCAGCGGGGUGCUGUUUGUAUCGAGCGGAAAUGGCGGCGCAGCUGGUUUGAGCGGUCAGCUGGCCUUCAGCUCCGGAUCGACGUGUUGCGGAAAUAAUGGACAAGUUAGGGCGGGGUCCGCGGCUUCGACGGCGGGCCGCGGGGGCCUCGUCGAUCUGUGUGUUGGGAGCGGCACGAGUGCGGCCGGUGGUACGGGGCAGAUACGAUCCGGGAGGGCGGAAUCGAGGAGCGGAGGUGGCGUGCAUCUGCAGGCUGGUGAAGGAACAGCGACAAACAGUGGCAUUCUUGCUGUCGGAAGCACAAACUCAGGCUUCUGCGGCUCGGCCGGAGCCCUUCGCUUUAGCUCGGGAUCGUCGCUCUCUGGCAACGGUGGAUGCUUGGUUCUAGCCUCUGGGUACGGGACAGCCGGCCGCGGGGGGGCAGUUUUGAUCGUGGCUGGCAGCGGGACCAGCGGUCGGGGGGGCCGCGUGCGCCUGGGCGCAGGUCGAGGCGCGGUUGCCACCGGCGGUGCUUCAGUCGUGGUGGGAGGUGGCGAGGGCACCUGCUCAAGCAGCGGGUAUCUCAGUCUCGGGUCGACAAACAGCGGAGCGAGUGGGUCGGGCGGCCGGUUGGCAUUUAGCUCCGGGUCGUCCAAGGACGGGAACAGUGGAGCGGUUGCCCUCGGCUCUGGACCGAGCGUUGGAGGGCGGGCCGGAGUAGCGCGCGUCUCCGUCGGUAGUGGAACGAGCGGUUUGGGUGGCUCGACGUCGCUGGGCGCGGGGAGAAGCACCGGGACGACGGGCGGCGGCGUCUGCGUCGAGACGGGCGAAGGGACGGCCACAAGCGGCGGCGCGGUGUACGUUCGCACGGCGAACGGCGGCGGUGGCGGAGCGAGCAGCCAGCUGGUGUUCAGCUCAGGCUCGUCCAAGGAAGGCAACAGCGGCGCGCUGCUCGUCGGGUCUGGCGCGGCCUCGUCGGGGCGAGGCGGCGCGACUCGGCUGGGCGCGGGCAGCGGGACGAGCGGGUCUGGAGGUGGCUUGAGCCUGGAGUCCGGUCGAAGCUCGACGCUCACGGGCGGUACCCUCCGCGCGGGCUCCGGGGAGGGGACGACGGCAGCGGCGGGGCGCUGCGUAUCGGCACGCGUCUAACGCUGGCGCGGGCGCCGCGAGCGGGCGACUAGUGUUCAGCGCCGGAGCGUCGACCUCUGGCAACAGCGGGAGCGUCCGAGUCGGGUCCGCGCGGCGACCGGCGGCCGGGCGGACGCGCGAGCGCGAGCGGCCGGGCAGCGGGACGAGGGGCUGGGCUUGGGGGCGCGUUGAGCCUGUUGUCUGGACGCAGCGACGUUGCGUCGGGUGGAGUCCUGAGCGCGACGAGCGGAGCGGCGCCGUCGCGAGCUCUGGGAUCGCAAUCAUCUCGGCGGCCAACGCUGGCGCCGGGGGGUCGAGUGGGCGGCUGUGCUUUAGCUCCGGGUCGAGCAAGGCAGGAAACAGCGGGCGGCUGUGCGUCGGGCCGGGACCGGCGACGGUGGGCCGCGGGGCGCGGCCGCCGAGCGCUGGAAGUGGGACGAGCGCGUCGGGCGGUGGCCUGACGUUUGCGGCCGGGCGCAGCAUCGCCGAGCGGAGGGCGCGUGCUGACCGUCGGGGGCGAAGGAACCGCAGCAAGCAGUGGCCUGGUGCGCAUCACGUCGGCAAACGGUGGAACCGCUGGCGCCAGCGGUCGGCUCGCGUUCAGCUCGGGCGCGGCGGCGGGAACGGAGGGGCGGCGAGCCUGGGGUCCGGCACGUCGACGGCAGGUCGCGCCGGCGUCGUGGCCGUGAGCGCGGGCGGCGGGACGAGCGGGUCUGGGGAUCGGCGAUCGCGGCGGCGGGUCGGAGCGCGGCGGUCAGCGGGGGGCUUUCAGCGUCGACAGCGGGGACGGAACCGCAUCGAGUAGCGGCAUGCUGGUCCUGGGAAGCGGCAAUGCCGAGCGACCGGAAGUAGCGGCCGACUGUGUUCAGCUCGGGAACGGCCGGAGGAAACAGUAUGCGCGAGUGCUCGUCGGAUCUGGCUCGACGACAGGAGGUUGCGGAGGCGGCGUUCGCGCGAGUGUGGGCUGCAGCGCGAGCGGAGGAGGAGGGCCGCUCGGCUGGACGUCGGGUCGAAGCGGAGGCUCGAGCGGCGGAUGGCUGACGGUCGGCGGCGGCGGCGGCGCGUCGACGAGCAGCGGGGUGCUGUUUGUAUCGAGCGGAAAUGGCGGCGCAGCUGGUUUGAGCGGUCAGCUGGCCUUCAGCUCCGGAUCGACGUGUUGCGGAAAUAAUGGACAAGUUAGGGCGGGGUCCGCGGCUUCGACGGCGGGCCGCGGGGGCCUCGUCGAUCUGUGUGUUGGGAGCGGCACGAGUGCGGCCGGUGGUACGGGGCAGAUACGAUCCGGGAGGGCGGAAUCGAGGAGCGGAGGUGGCGUGCAUCUGCAGGCUGGUGAAGGCGCAGGGAUGAGUGGGGGGUCUGUCGUCGCAAAGUCUACGAAUGGUGGUCUGGGUGGAUGCAGCGGCCGUCUUGCUUUCAGUUCCGGAUCAUCCGUCUCUGGUAACUCGGGGAGGUGCGCCUUGGGGUCUGGUGCGUCCACAGAGGGUGGUGGUGGGAGAAUCAGCGUGAGCGUGGGAAGUGGGACCAGUGGGGGUGGUGGGGCGUAUAUUGGGUUGGGUCGAAGUGAACGUCACAGUGGUGGAAGGUUUGAGUCCAGCUCGGGCAUUGGAAGCGGGUCAAGCAGUGCAAGCCUUAUACUAAAAAGCACAAACUCAGGCUUCUGCGGCUCGGCCGGAGCCCUUCGCUUCAGCUCGGGAUCUUCGCUCUCUAGCAACGGUGGAUGCUUGGUUCUAGCCUCUGGGUACGGGACAGCCGGCCGCGGGGGGGCAGUUUUGAUCGUGGCUGGCAGCGGGACCAGCGGUCGGGGGGGCCGCGUGCGCCUGGGCGCAGGUCGAGGCGCGGUUGCCACCGGCGGUGCUUCAGUCGUGGUGGGAGGUGGCGAGGGCACCUGCUCAAGCAGCGGGUAUCUCAGUCUCGGGUCGACAAACAGCGGAGCGAGUGGGUCGGGCGGCCGGUUGGCAUUUAGCUCCGGGUCGUCCAAGGACGGGAACAGUGGAGCGGUUGCCCUCGGCUCUGGACCGAGCGUUGGAGGGCGGGCCGGAGUAGCGCGCGUCUCCGUCGGUAGUGGAACGAGCGGUUUGGGUGGCUCGACGUCGCUGGGCGCGGGGAGAAGCACCGGGACGACGGGCGGCGGCGUCUGCGUCGAGACGGGCGAAGGGACGGCCACAAGCGGCGGCGCGGUGUACGUUCGCACGGCGAACGGCGGCGGUGGCGGAGCGAGCAGCCAGCUGGUGUUCAGCUCAGGCUCGUCCAAGGAAGGCAACAGCGGCGCGCUGCUCGUCGGGUCUGGCGCGGCCUCGUCGGGGCGAGGCGGCGCGACUCGGCUGGGCGCGGGCAGCGGGACGAGCGGGUCUGGAGGUGGCUUGAGCCUGGAGUCCGGUCGAAGCUCGACGCUCACGGGCGGUACCCUCCGCGGGCCCGGGGGGGACGACGGGCAGCGGCGGGCGCUGCGUAUCGGCACGUCUAACGCUGGCGCGGGCGCCGUGAGCGGGCGACUAGUGUUCAGCGCCGGAGCGUCGACCUCUGGCAACAGCGGGAGCGUCCGGUCGGGUCCGCGCGCGACCGGCGGCCGGGGCGGACGCGCGAGCGCGAGCGUCGGCAGCGGGACGAGUGGGCUUGGGGGCGCGUUGAGCCUGUUGUCUGGACGCAGCGACGUUGCGUCGGGUGGAGUCCUGAGCGCGACGAGCGGAGCGAGCGCGUCGGCGAGCUCUGGGAUCGCAAUCAUCUCGGCGGCCAACGCUGGCGCCGGGGGGUCGAGUGGGCGGCUGUGCUUUAGCUCCGGGUCGAGCAAGGCAGGAAACAGCGGGCGGCUGUGCGUCGGGCCGGGACCGGCGACGGUGGGCCGCGGGGCGCGGCAAGCCGCGAGCGCUGGAAGUGGGACGAGCGCGUCGGGCGGUGGCCUGACGUUUGCGGCCGGGCGCAGCAUCGCGUCGAGCGGAGGGCGCGUGCUGACCGUCGGGGCGAAGGAACCGCAGCAAGCAGUGGCCUGGUGCGCAUCACGUCGGCAAACGGUGGAACCGCGGGCGCCAGCGGUCGGCUCGCGUUCAGCUUGGGGCGCGCGGCGGCCGGGAACGGAGGGGCGGCGAGCCUGGGGUCCGGCACGUCGACGGCAGGUCGCGCCGGGCGUCGUGGCCGUGAGCGCGGGCGGCGGACGAGCGAGUCUGGGGAUCAGCGAUCGCGGCGGCGGGUCGGAGCGCGGCGGUCAGCGGUGGGGCUUUCAGCGUCGACAGCGGGGACGGAACCGCAUCGAGUAGCGGCAUGCUGGUCCUGGGAAGCGGCAAUGCCGGAGCGACCGGAAGUAGCGGCCGACUCGUGUUCAGCUCGGGAACGGCCGCCGGAGGAAACAGCGGCGAGGUGCUCGUCGGAUCUGGCUCGACGACAGGAGGUUGCGGAGGCGGCGUUCGCGCGAGUGUGGGCUGCAGCGCGAGCGGAGGAGGAGGGCCGCUCGGCUGGACGUCGGGUCGAAGCGGAGGCUCGAGCGGCGGAUGGCUGACGGUCGGCGGCGGCGGCGGCGCGUCGACGAGCAGCGGGGUGCUGUUUGUAUCGAGCGGAAAUGGCGGCGCAGCUGGUUUGAGCGGUCAGCUGGCCUUCAGCUCCGGAUCGACGUGUUGCGGAAAUAAUGGACAAGUUAGGGCGGGGUCCGCGGCUUCGACGGCGGGCCGCGGGGGCCUCGUCGAUCUGUGUGUUGGGAGCGGCACGAGUGCGGCCGGUGGUACGGGGCAGAUACGAUCCGGGAGGGCGGAAUCGAGGAGCGGAGGUGGCGAGCAUCUGCAGGCUGGUGAAGGAACAGCGACAAACAGUGGCAUUCUUGCUGUCGGAAGCACAAACUCAGGCUUCUGCGGCUCGGCCGGAGCCCUUCGCUUCAGCUCGGGAUCUUCGCUCUCUAGCAACGGUGGAUGCUUGGUUCUAGCCUCUGGGUACGGGACAGCCGGCCGCGGGGGGGCAGUUUUGAUCGUGGCUGGCAGCGGGACCAGCGGUCGGGGGGGCCGCGUGCGCCUGGGCGCAGGUCGAGGCGCGGUUGCCACCGGCGGUGCUUCAGUCGUGGUGGGAGGUGGCGAGGGCACCUGCUCAAGCAGCGGGUAUCUCAGUCUCGGUCGACAAACAGCGGCCGAGGGGUCGGGCGGCCGGUUGGCAUUUAGCUCGGUCGCCCAAGGACGGGAAAACAGUGGAGCGGUUGCCCUCGGCUCUGGACCGAGCGUUGGAGGGCGGGCCGGAGUAGCGCGCGUCUCCGUCGGUAGUGGAACGAGCGGUUUGGGUGGCUCACGUCGCUGGGCGCGGGGGAAGCACCGGGACGACGGGCGGCGGCGGCGUCUGCGUCGAGACGGGCGAAGGACGGCCACAAGCGGCGGCGCGGUGUACGUUCGCACGGCGAACGGCGGCGGCGGCGGAGCGAGCAGCCAGCUGGUGUUCAGCUCAGGCUCGUCCAAGGAAGGCAACAGCGCGCGCUGCUCGUCGGGUCUGGCGCGGCCUCGUCGGGGCGAGGCGGCGCGACUCGGCUGGGCGCGGGCAGCGGACGAGCGGGUCUGGAGGUGGCUUGAGCCUGGAGUCCGGUCGGCUCGACGCUCACGGCGGUACCCUCCGCGGGCUCCGGGAGGGGGACGGGCAGCGGCGGGGCGCUGCGUAUCGGCACGCCUAACGCUGGCGCGGGCGCCGUGAGCGGGCGACUAGUGUUCAGCGCCGGAGCGUCGACCUCUGGCAACAGCGGAGCGUCCGAGUCGGGUCCGCGCGGCGACCGGCGGCCGGGCGGGCGCGAGCGCGAAAGCGCCGGCAGCGGGACGAGUGGGCUUGGGGGCGCGUUGAGCCUGUUGUCUGGACGCAGCGACGUUGCGUCGGGUGGAGUCCUGAGUGCGACGAGCGGAGCGAGCGCGUCGGCGAGCUCUGGGAUCGCAAUCAUCUCGGCGCCCAACGCUGGCGCCGGGGGUCGAGUGGGCGGCUGUGCUUUAGCUCCGGGUCGAGCAAGGCAGGAAACAGCGGGCGGCUGUGCGUCGUCGGGCCGGACCGGCGACGGUGGGCCGCGGGGCGCGCCGCCGCGAGCGCUGGAAGUGGGACGAGCGCGUCGGGCGGUGGCCUGACGCGUUUGCGGCCGGGCGCAGCAUCGCGUCGAGCGGAGGGCGCGUGCUGACCGUCGGGGGCGAAGGAACCGCAGCAAGCAGUGGCCUGGUGCGCAUCACGUCGGCAAACGGUGGAACCGCGGGCGCCAGCGGUCGGCUCGCGUUCAGCUCGGGGCGCGCGGCGGCCGGGAACGGAGGGGCGGCGAGCCUGGGGUCCGGCACGUCGACGGCAGGUCGCGCCGGCGUCGUGGCCGUGAGCGCGGGCGGCGGGACGAGCGGGUCUGGGGGAUCGGCGAUCGCGGCGGCGGGUCGGAGCGCGGCGGUCAGCGGGGGGCUUUCAGCGUCGACAGCGGGACGGAACCGCAUCGAGUAGCGGCAUGCUGGUCCUGGGAAGCGGCAAUGCCGGAGCGACCGGAAGUAGCGGCCGACUCGUGUUCAGCUCGGGAACGGCCGCCGGAGGAAACAGCGGCGAGGUGCUCGUCGGAUCUGGCUCGACGACAGGAGGUUGCGGAGGCGGCGUUCGCGCGAGUGUGGGCUGCAGCGCGAGCGGAGGAGGAGGGCCGCUCGGCUGGACGUCGGGUCGAAGCGGAGGCUCGAGCGGCGGAUGGCUGACGGUCGGCGGCGGCGGCGGCGCGUCGACGAGCAGCGGGGUGCUGUUUGUAUCGAGCGGAAAUGGCGGCGCAGCUGGUUUGAGCGGUCAGCUGGCCUUCAGCUCCGGAUCGACGUGUUGCGGAAAUAAUGGACAGUUAGGGCGGGUCCGCGGCCGACGGCGGGCCGCGGGGGCCUCGUCGAUCUGUGUGUUGGGAGCGGCACGAGUGCGGCCGGUGGUACGGGGCAGAUACGAUCCGGGAGGGCGGAAUCGAGGAGCGGAGGUGGCGUGCAUCUGCAGGCUGGUGAAGGCGCAGGGAUGAGUGGGGGGUCUGUCGUCGCGAAGUCUACGAAUGGUGGUCUGGGUGGAUGCAGCGGCCGUCUUGCUUUCAGUUCCGGAUCAUCCGUCUCUGGUAACUCGGGGAGGUGCGCCUUGGGGUCUGGUGCGUCCACAGAGGGUGGUGGUGGGAGAAUCAGCGUGAGCGUGGGAAGUGGGACCAGUGGGGGUGGUGGGGCGUAUAUUGGGUUGGGUCGAAGUGAACGUCACAGUGGUGGAAGGUUUGAGUCCAGCUCGGGCAUUGGAAGCGGGUCAAGCAGUGCAAGCCUUAUACUAAAAAGCACAAACUCAGGCUUCUGCGGCUCGGCCGGAGCCCUUCGCUUCAGCUCGGGAUCUUCGCUCUCUAGCAACGGUGGAUGCUUGGUUCUAGCCUCUGGGUACGGGACAGCCGGCCGCGGGGGGGCAGUUUUGAUCGUGGCUGGCAGCGGGACCAGCGGUCGGGGGGGCCGCGUGCGCCUGGGCGCAGGUCGAGGCGCGGUUGCCACCGGCGGUGCUUCAGUCGUGGUGGGAGGUGGCGAGGGCACCUGCUCAAGCAGCGGGUAUCUCAGUCUCGGUCGACAAACAGCGGCAGAGUGGGUCGGGCGGCCGGUUGGCAUUUAGCUCGGUCGCCCAAGGACGGGAACAGUGGAGCGGUUGCCCUCGGCUCUGGACCGAGCGUUGGAGGGCGGGCCGGAGUAGCGCGCGUCUCCGUCGGUAGUGGAACGAGCGGUUUGGGUGGCUCACGCCGCUGGGCGCGGGAGAAGCACCGGGACGACGGGCGGCGGCGUCUGCGUCGAGACGGGCGAAGGCACGGCCACAAGCGGCGGCGCGGUGUACGUUCGCACGGCGAACGGCGGCGGUGGCGGAGCGAGCAGCCAGCUGGUGUUCAGCUCAGGCUCGUCCAAGGAAGGCAACAGCGGCGCGCUGCUCGUCGGGUCUGGCGCGGCCUCGUCGGGGCGAGGCGGCGCGACUCGGCUGGGCGCGGGCAGCGGGACGAGCGGGUCUGGAGGUGGCUUGAGCCUGGAGUCCGGUCGAAGCUCGACGCUCACGGCGGUACCCUCCGCGGGCUCCGGGAGGGGACGACGGGCAGCGGCGGGGCGCUGCGUAUCGGCACGUCUAACGCUGGCGCGGGCGCCGCGAGCGGGCGACUAGUGUUCAGCGCCGGAGCGUCGACCUCUGGCAACAGCGGGAGCGUCCGGUCGGGUCCGCGCGGCGACCGGCGGCCGGGCGGACGCGCGAGCGCGAGCGUCGGCAGCGGGACGAGUGGGCUUGGGGGCGCGUUGAGCCUGUUGUCUGGACGCAGCGACGUUGCGUCGGGUGGAGUCCUGAGUGCGACGAGCGGAGCGAGCGCGUCGGCGAGCUCUGGGAUCGCAAUCAUCUCGGCGGCCAACGCUGGCGCCGGGGGGUCGAGUGGGCGGCUGUGCUUUAGCUCCGGUCGAGCAAGGCAGGAAACAGCGGGCGGCUGUGCGUCGGGCCGGGACCGGCGACGGUGGGCCGCGGGGCGCGGCAAGCGCGAGCGCUGGAAGUGGGACGAGCGCGUCGGGCGGUGGCCUGACGUUUGCGGCCGGGCGCAGCAUCGCGUCGAGCGGAGGGCGCGUGCUGACCGUCGGGGGCGAAGGAACCGCAGCAAGCAGUGGCCUGGUGCGCAUCACGUCGGCAAACGGUGGAACCGCUGGCGCGCAGCGGUCGGCUCGCGUUCAGCUCGGGCGCGCGGCGGCGGGAACGGAGGGGCGGCGAGCCUGGGGUCCGGCACGUCGACGGCAGGUCGCGCCGGCCUCGUGGCCGUGAGCGCGGCGGCGGGACGAGCGGGUCUGGGGAUCGAUGAUCGCGGCGGCGGGUCGGAGCGCGGCGGUCAGCGGUGGGGCUUUCAGCGUCGACAGCGGGGACGGAACCGCAUCGAGUAGCGGCAUGCUGGUCCUGGGAAGCGGCAAUGCCGGAGCGACCGGAAGUAGCGGCCGACUCGUGUUCAGCUCGGGAACGGCCGCCGGAGGAAACAGCGGCGAGGUGCUCGUCGGAUCUGGCUCGACGACAGGAGGUUGCGGAGGCGGCGUUCGCGCGAGUGUGGGCUGCAGCGCGAGCGGAGGAGGAGGGCCGCUCGGCUGGACGUCGGGUCGAAGCGGAGGCUCGAGCGGCGGAUGGCUGACGGUCGGCGGCGGCGGCGGCGCGUCGACGAGCAGCGGGGUGCUGUUUGUAUCGAGCGGAAAUGGCGGCGCAGCUGGUUUGAGCGGUCAGCUGGCCUUCAGCUCCGGAUCGACGUGUUGCGGAAAUAAUGGACAAGUUAGGGCGGGGUCCGCGGCUUCGACGGCGGGCCGCGGGGGCCUCGUCGAUCUGUGUGUUGGGAGCGGCACGAGUGCGGCCGGUGGUACGGGGCAGAUACGAUCCGGGAGGGCGGAAUCGAGGAGCGGAGGUGGCGUGCAUCUGCAGGCUGGUGAAGGCGCAGGGAUGAGUGGGGGGUCUGUCGUCGCGAAGUCUACGAAUGGUGGUCUGGGUGGAUGCAGCGGCCGUCUUGCUUUCAGUUCCGGAUCAUCCGUCUCUGGUAACUCGGGGAGGUGCGCCUUGGGGUCUGGUGCGUCCACAGAGGGUGGUGGUGGGAGAAUCAGCGUGAGCGUGGGAAGUGGGACCAGUGGGGGUGGUGGGGCGUAUAUUGGGUUGGGUCGAAGUGAACGUCACAGUGGUGGAAGGUUUGAGUCCAGCUCGGGCAUUGGAAGCGGGUCAAGCAGUGCAAGCCUUAUACUAAAAAGCACAAACUCAGGCUUCUGCGGCUCGGCCGGAGCCCUUCGCUUCAGCUCGGGAUCUUCGCUCUCUAGCAACGGUGGAUGCUUGGUUCUAGCCUCUGGGUACGGGACAGCCGGCCGCGGGGGGGCAGUUUUGAUCGUGGCUGGCAGCGGGACCAGCGGUCGGGGGGGCCGCGUGCGCCUGGGCGCAGGUCGAGGCGCGGUUGCCACCGGCGGUGCUUCAGUCGUGGUGGGAGGUGGCGAGGGCACCUGCUCAAGCAGCGGGUAUCUCAGUCUCGGGUCGACAAACAGCGGAGCGAGUGGGUCGGGCGGCCGGUUGGCAUUUAGCUCCGGGUCGUCCAAGGACGGGAACAGUGGAGCGGUUGCCCUCGGCUCUGGACCGAGCGUUGGAGGGCGGGCCGGAGUAGCGCGCGUCUCCGUCGGUAGUGGAACGAGCGGUUUGGGUGGCUCGACGUCGCUGGGCGCGGGGAGAAGCACCGGGACGACGGGCGGCGGCGUCUGCGUCGAGACGGGCGAAGGCACGGCCACAAGCGGCGGCGCGGUGUACGUUCGCACGGCGAACGGCGGCGGCGGCGGAGCGAGCAGCCAGCUGGUGUUCAGCUCAGGCUCGUCCAAGGAAGGCAACAGCGCGCGCUGCUGCGUCGGGUCUGGCGCGGCCUCGUCGGGCGAGGCGGCGCGACUCGGCUGGGCGCGGGCAGCGGACGAGCGGGUCUGGAGGUGGCUUGAGCCUGGAGUCCGGUCGGCUCGACGCUCACGGGCGGUACCCUCCGCGGGCUCCGGGAGGGGACGACGGGCAGCGGCGGGGCGCUGCGUAUCGGCACGUCUAACGCUGGCGCGGGCGCCGCGAGCGGGCGACUAGUGUUCAGCGCCGGAGCGUCGACCUCUGGCAACAGCGGGAGCGUCCGGUCGGGUCCGCGCGGCGACCGGGCGGCCGGGCGGACGCGCGAGCGAGCGUCGGCAGCGGGACGAGUGGGCUUGGGGGCGCGUUGAGCCUGUUGUCUGGACGCAGCGACGUUGCGUCGGGUGGAGUCCUGAGUGCGACGAGCGGAGCGAGCGCGUCGGCGAGCUCUGGGAUCGCAAUCAUCUCGGCGGCCAACGCUGGCGCCGGGGGGUCGAGUGGGCGGCUGUGCUUUAGCUCCGGGUCGAGCAAGGCAGGAAACAGCGGGCGGCUGUGCGUCGGGCCGGGACCGGCGACGGUGGGCCGCGGGGGCGCGGCAAGCGUGAGCGCUGGAAGUGGGACGCCGCCGGCCGGGCGGUGGCCUGACGUUUGCGGCCGGGCGCAGCAUCGCGUCGAGCGGAGGGCGCGUGCUGACCGUCGGGGGCGAAGGAACCGCAGCAAGCAGUGGCCUGGUGCGCAUCACGUCGGCAAACGGUGGAACCGCGGGCGCCAGCGGUCGGCUCGCGUUCAGCUCGGGGCGCGCGGCGGCCGGGAACGGAGGGGCGGCGAGCCUGGGGUCCGGCACGUCGACGGCAGGUCGCGCCGGCCUCGUGGCCGUGAGCGCGGGCGGCGGGACGAGCGGGUCUGGGGGAUCGGCGAUCGCGGCGGCGGGUCGGAGCGCGGCGGUCAGCGGUGGGGCUUUCAGCGUCGACAGCGGGGACGGAACCGCAUCGAGUAGCGGCAUGCUGGUCCUGGGAAGCGGCAAUGCCGGAGCGACCGGAAGUAGCGGCCGACUCGUGUUCAGCUCGGGAACGGCCGCCGGAGGAAACAGCGGCGAGGUGCUCGUCGGAUCUGGCUCGACGACAGGAGGUUGCGGAGGCGGCGUUCGCGCGAGUGUGGGCUGCAGCGCGAGCGGAGGAGGAGGGCCGCUCGGCUGGACGUCGGGUCGAAGCGGAGGCUCGAGCGGCGGAUGGCUGACGGUCGGCGGCGGCGGCGGCGCGUCGACGAGCAGCGGGGUGCUGUUUGUAUCGAGCGGAAAUGGCGGCGCAGCUGGUUCGAGCGGUCAGCUGGCCUUUAGCUCGGGGUUGAGCAAUCUGGGAAACAGCGGUCGAAUCACCAUCGGUGUCGGCAUUAGUACCAAGGGGCGCGGUGGGUCUGUACAUGUGAUCGUGGGAAGUGGCACUAGCGGGGUGGGGGCAAUCUCGACGAUAGUAUCGGGUCGCGGGAGCGCCAGGGGCGGAGGGCCAACUGCAGUAGUCUCGAGAGAAGAUGUUCUAGCUAGCAGUGGAAUCAUAAGCGUCACUUCGACGAAUGGUGGCGCGAGCGGGGGCAGUGGCCGGCUCGCGUUUAGCUCGGGCUCGGCGGUGACAGGAAACACCGGAGACGUGGCCAUGGGCUCAGGCUCGGCGACAGCCGGCCGCGGCGGGAGGAUGGACUUGCACGUGGGAAGCGGGAUAAGCGGCGCGGGGAGUCCAAUCACGGUGCAUGCGGCAAGAGGAAGCGAACAUAGUGGUGGCGGCGUGGUCGCGACCUCCGGCGGCUCAUCCGCAAGCAGCGGCACUCUGGCGGUUCGGAGCGGGGCCAUUGGGAUUGCAGGAUCAAGCGGAUGUGUAUCGUUCAGCUCGGGAUCUGCGAAGUCAGGAAACACUGGGUUGAUAGCGCUUGACUCGGGCACCGCGUCAGGUGGUCGGAGCGGUGAAAUAACGGUGAGUGGUGGCAGUGGGACUAGCGGCUUUGGUAGUCUAGUUGACCUAAUCUCUGCGCCAAGCGUAGUUCUUGGUGGGCCUCUUACCUUGUGUGGCGGUCAGGGAGGGCAAGCCAGCAGCGGAACAAUGUGCGUAAGCACGUUUAACGGAGGUGCAACUGGUUCGAGCGGUCAGCUGGCCUUUAGCUCGGGGUUGAGCAAUCUGGGAAACAGCGGUCGGAUCACCAUCGGUGUCGGCAUUAGUACCAAGGGGCGCGGUGGGUCUGUACAUGUGAUCGUGGGAAGUGGCACUAGCGGGGUGGGGGCAAUCUCGACGAUAGUAUCGGGUCGCGGGAGCGCCAGGGGCGGAGGGCCAACUGCAGUAGUCUCGAGAGAAGAUGUUCUAGCUAGCAGUGGAAUCAUAAGCGUCACUUCGACGAAUGGUGGCGCGAGCGGGGGCAGUGGCCGGCUCGCGUUUAGCUCGGGCUCGGCGGUGACAGGAAACACCGGAGACGUGGCCAUGGGCUCAGGCUCGGCGACAGCCGGCCGCGGCGGGAGGAUGGACUUGCACGUGGGAAGCGGGAUAAGCGGCGCGGGGAGUCCAAUCACGGUGCAUGCGGCAAGAGGAAGCGAACAUAGUGGUGGCGGCGUGGUCGCGACCUCCGGCGGCUCAUCCGCAAGCAGCGGCACUCUGGCGGUUCGGAGCGGGGCCAUUGGGAUUGCAGGAUCAAGCGGAUGUGUAUCGUUCAGCUCGGGAUCUGCGAAGUCAGGAAACACUGGGUUGAUAGCGCUUGACUCGGGCACCGCGUCAGGUGGUCGGAGCGGUGCAAUAAUAGUGAGUGGUGGCAGUGGGACAAGUGGGGCGAAUGCUGGUCUCAGCAUAAUCUUACAAAAAGUCAAAUUGAUGUCAGGCGGUGUACUGAAUUUGAUUAGUGGCGAUGGCACCUGCUCAAGCAGCGGGUAUCUCAGUCUCGGGUCGACAAACAGCGGAGCGAGUGGGUCGGGCGGCCGGUUGGCAUUUAGCUCCGGGUCGUCCAAGGACGGGAACAGUGGAGCGGUUGCCCUCGGCUCUGGACCGAGCGUUGGAGGGCGGGCCGGAGUAGCGCGCGUCUCCGUCGGUAGUGGAACGAGCGGUUUGGGUGGCUCGACGUCGCUGGGCGCGGGGAGAAGCACCGGGACGACGGGCGGCGGCGUCUGCGUCGAGACGGGCGAAGGCACGGCCACAAGCGGCGGCGCGGUGUACGUUCGCACGGCGAACGGCGGCGGUGGCGGAGCGAGCAGCCAGCUGGUGUUCAGCUCAGGCUCGUCCAAGGAAGGCAACAGCGGCGCGCUGCUCGUCGGGUCUGGCGCGGCCUCGUCGGGGCGAGGCGGCGCGACUCGGCUGGGCGCGGGCAGCGGACGAGCGGGUCUGGAGGUGGCUUGAGCCUGGAGUCCGGUCGGCUCGACGCCACGGGCGGUACCCUCCGCGGGCUCCGGGAGGGGGACGACGGGCAGCGGCGGGCGCUGCGUAUCGGCACGCCGUCUAACGCUGGCGCGGGCGCCGCGAGCGGGCGA